AAGGACGGACACCUGUCGUUAAGUAGUGAUUAAAUUCGGUUGGUUACUUUUUGGUCGAAGUACUGUGCUCUAAUAACGAAAAUAAAAAAUGGUUCAGAUCAGUGGUUCUUACCAAGCAGUUUCUAACGAGAACUUCUUGGAGUACAUAAAAUCAUUUGCUGUUGCUGACGAAAUUGCUGAAAAAAUUGCCAACUCGAAAACUCCAGUUGUCAUUGAGGAGGAAGGUGAUGAUAAAAUAACAAUAACGUAUGGUGGCCAACCUACAACUUACGUCUAUGGACAAGCAGUAGAUGUAACUCUUCCAACUGGUAGCACUGUCAAAGCUAUUGCUACCCGCAAUGGAAACACCAUUACAUUCAAUAGUACUUCCAUUAAAAACGCUGACGUAAAGGAAACUAAAACUUUCGAGUUUAGUGAUUCUGGAUUAACUUCGACAUCAGUUAACCACAAAGGACUCAAAGCUGCUGUGCACUAUAAGAGACUGUGAUAUAAUUAGGUACAUUAUAUAAUUUUUGUAUUAAUUUUGAUUUAAAAAAUAAAUAGUAAAGUUAUUUCUAAUUUUA
Messenger RNA from Sitophilus oryzae (rice weevil), 563 nucleotides. RefSeq names its product fatty acid-binding protein, liver-type-like. The record is from RefSeq and is a predicted model, not a curated record. The transcript has 4 exons. The coding region runs from base 89 to 487 and encodes 132 amino acids. NCBI's taxonomy places the organism in Eukaryota, Metazoa, Arthropoda, Insecta, Coleoptera, Curculionidae.